This is a messenger RNA of Stegodyphus dumicola, 1445 nucleotides long. RefSeq lists its product as uncharacterized. Gene Ontology annotation, biological process: regulation of transcription by RNA polymerase II. Gene Ontology annotation, cellular component: nucleus. Lineage: Eukaryota; Metazoa; Arthropoda; Arachnida; Araneae; Eresidae. Gene Ontology annotation, molecular function: DNA-binding transcription factor activity, RNA polymerase II-specific; sequence-specific double-stranded DNA binding. The record is from RefSeq and is a predicted model, not a curated record.
AUGUUGGACCGACGGAUAGCAGAUCGUAGUAUGCGGAAAGGCACCUUCCACGAGUUCCGGCAUGCAUUAGUACAGGAUUGGGCAUUAUUACCACAAAAAGCGAUCAACGACACAAUUGCCAGCUUGCCUCGCCAGUGUCAAGCAUCCAGUUCAGCUAGAGUGUAUCAUACCUGUCAUUAUCUUGAUAUUUCCACUGCAUAUUCUUCCUACUCAUUUGAUCUUUUGCGAUGUGAAGGUCUUCUAGGUGCUGACUUCAGUAAAAAUGGUUUUGGCGACGACAUCAAUUCCAUGAACAAGAAGAAAAAAAAGAAAAGGAGACACAGGACUAUAUUCACCAGUUACCAACUGGAAGAACUCGAGAAGGCUUUCAAAGACGCUCAUUACCCGGACGUCUACGCAAGAGAAAUGCUAUCUCUGAAAACAGAUCUGCCAGAAGACAGAAUACAGGUGUGGUUCCAGAACAGGAGAGCGAAAUGGCGGAAAACAGAGAAAUGUUGGGGUAAAAGCACCAUCAUGGCAGAGUAUGGACUUUACGGAGCAAUGGUCAGGCAUUCCUUACCACUUCCUGAAUCAAUCCUAAAAAGCGCCAAAGAAGGGGACGUUUCCUCUUGCGCACCUUGGCUGCUAGGGAUGCACCGGAAGUCCCAGGAAGCAGCCGAGAAGCUCAAAGAUUCCGAUCUCAGCUCCGAGGAACAUCACAGCCAACAACAACUGGCAUUACCGCAGAGCAGCUCCAGCAAUAACAACACCAGCACCACAGCAGCGAUGACCGUCCAGCAGCCCUCCUUCCAUCACCACCACCACCACCACCACUCCCACCAGCAGCGCCAUCACCACCAAGGCUCAUCUUCGUCUACAUCUUCCUCCUCCAGGGGUUCAAGUCCAAUCCUCGGGGGUCCUUCCACUUCCUCCGGAUCCCACCACCAACAGCAACAGCCACCAAACAAAGAGGACUUGAGGUCGUCUAGCAUCGCUUCCCUGAGAGCCAAGGCUAUUGAACAUUCAGCGAAGGUUUUUGGUGAAGGACGUGACGUGCCACCGAGUGAUCCGUCUGCAUCGCCUCGAGCCAAGGAUGUAGUCCUUAUGGAAAGACCUUCCAUACAUUCUAUUGGAUCACUAUUCUAAAAGGAACAAAUUUUUAAAAGAUUAAUAUAUAGAAGGUAUCCAGAAACUGCUAACAACUUUCCUGUUCUGCUCAAAAAGUUGAAAUAUUCAAUUUUAAAAUACUUAUUUUUCAUUUCUUUCCAUAUCGUUCAUUUUUUUUUAAAUCAAACAUAAAAUUUCACUAAAAUAGCAUUCCAGAUUUAGUAAGCUGUUGAUAAUUUCAGCGUGAAUAAAAUAACUUUUCAUUAAACACAUUACAGGGAAAAGUUAUAUUUAUUACAAUAUUAGAAGUAUUACUUCAAGAAAAUUAGUGUAAUAAAAAUGGAAAAUGGGAAAGAGGA